GUGGCCAAAGUAUUGGAGCUUCAACUUCACCGUCAGUCCUUCCACUGAAUAUUCAGGGUUGAUUUCCUUUAGGAUUGACUGGUUUGAUUUCCUUGCUGUGCAGUAGUUAUGAAUUAAUCUGAAAUCUCUCAAAUAGUUUAGCACUGAACAAGGAAAACUUAAUGACUCCAGCAGUGACCACCCCCUGCACAGGACAGAGCAAAGAAAUCCGUGCCUAGACACAUGCUAAUCAAACGUCUAAAAACUCAAGACAGAGAGAAAUCUUAAAAGCAGACAGAGAAAAUGACAUAUUACUUGUAGGGGACAGUUACUUGAAUGAUGGGAAAUCUCUCAUCAGAAACUAUGGAGGCUAGAAGAUGUUGGUACAGCAUGUAUAAAGUGUUGAAAGAUAAGAAUUUUCAGCUCAGAAUUUUUAUCCAGCAAAAAUAUCUAUUAGGAAAGAAGGUGAAAUAAAAAUGUUCUCAGAUGAAGGAAAACUAAGGGGAUUCAUUGCCAGCACACCAGCUCUAAAUAAUUGCUUUAGACAAAUGAUAAUUGAUACCAGAAGGAAACUUGGAACAUCAGUAAAGAAGGAAGAAUAAUAGUAAAUACACUAGGCUGUUUUCCUCCUCUUGAGUUUUUUUUUAAAUAUACUUGACAGAAAAAAAUUAUAUCAUUGUCUGAUUGAGUUUUCAGUUUAUACACAUGGAGUAAUGUAUAAAAGAAUUAUAAUAGGGGAGAGUAAGGGGCCUAUAGGGUAGUAGGGUUUCUUCAUUCUAUUUGAAGAGGUUAAAUGCUGAGUCUAAAUAGAUUUUGAAAAGUUGUGUGUGUAUGUGUAUGUGCAUGUGUGUAUUUGUAUAUCUCCCACAUUUGAUAUGGUAAUCCUUAGAGCAGCCACUUAAAACCCCUGUACAGCAUGGUAUAGUAAAAAAUUACUAUAGACAUUCCAAAAUAGAAUGUUAAAUAUAUUGAGACAGUUCUCAGGAAAACAGAAAGGUUAAACAGAAGAAGGAAAAACAGGAGUAACAAACAAAAAACAAAUAAAAUCAUAGACUUAAAUCAAAACAUACCCAUAAUUAUAUUAAAUGAAAAUGAUCCAUACACAUCAAUUAAAAAAAAUUAUUGGGAUGGAAAAAAAAACUCAUAAACAACUAUUUGUUGUUUGCAAGAAACUCAUUCAAAUAUAAUCACAUGUCAAUAGAUAAAAAGAAAAAGGAUGAAAAAAUGUACCCUGUAAAUGCUUAUCAAAAGAACGUUGAGGGCUUCCUUGGUGGCCCAGUGGUAAAGAAUCCUCCUGCCAGUGCAGGAGACACAGGUUCGAUCCCUGGCCCGGGAAGAUUGCACAUGCCGCAGAGCAGCUAAGCCUGUGCGACAGCUCCCGAGCCUGUGCCCUAGAGCCCCCAGUGCCACCGCAGCUCCUGAAGCCCCCCUGCCCUAGAGCCCACGCUCCGCAACAAGAGGACCACUGUAAUAAAAAGCCCUUGCUCCGCAACUGCAGAGUGGCCCCCACUCGCUGAGGCUGGAGAAAAGCCCACGCAACAACAAAGCCCCAGCACGGCCAAACAUAAACAAAUGAAAGUAUUAAAAAAAGAAUGCCGAGUGGCUGUAUUAAUACCAGAGUAGUCCUCUGAGCAAGGAAAUAACCAGAGAGACAGUAUUUAAUGACAGAAGCGUCAGUUCAGUGAGAAGGCGUAGUGGGCAUAUGGUGGUCUCUAGUGUACUGUGCUCCUUAACAACAGGGCUUCAUGACAUAUGAAGCAAGAGCUGACAUAGCUGAAAGAAGAAGUAGGAAAAUCUGCAAUUCUAGCUGGAGGUGUCAACACCCCACCGUCAGUAAUAGUAGCGGAUAGAAAGUCAGUGGGCGUGUAGCAGACCCGAGCAGCCCCAUCCACCUUUGUGAUCUAAGUGAUGUUUACAGAGCACUCCACCCAACAGCAGCUCAGAGCACGUUCUUUACAAGUGAACAUGGACCAGUCACCAGGACAGACUGUAUUCUUGGUUGUAAAACACUCCUCAAUAAAUUUAAAUUGGAGCAGACUUUACAUAAAAACCACAGACCUUCAAUUUGUACAAUAACACUGUAUCCAUGAAGCACAAUAAAACGAGGCAUGCCUAUAACUAUUUUUAAAAUUUCUGCCUCCAAACUGAAAAAAAACUUAAGGAAGCAAGAGUUUAGUACUCCCCAGAGUGAAAGCACAAAUUGCAUCUGAUGCCAAUUUCCUAGUUUUACUGAAACUAGUUUUCUGUUUAUCAGAUGAGCCCCAUGAACUCUAAAGGGGUGUGCCGUGUGAGGACAGCCUCUGCAGGGACGAGCAGAACUGGGGGACUCUGGUGCAGAUGACUGGACCCAGGAAGGGGAAAACGGAGUCCAUCACGGUGGUGAAGCUGCUGAGCUGCUUCGAUGACCUGGUGGCAGCAGGCACAGCCUCUGGGAGGGUUGCAGUUUUUCAGCUUGUGUCCUCGUUGCCAGGGAGAAAUAAACAGCUUCGGAGGUUUGACGUCACUGGCAUUCACAAAAAUAGCAUAACAGCUCUGGCUUGGAGCCCCAAUGGGAUGAAACUGUUCUCUGGAGAUGAUAAAGGGAAAAUCGUCUAUUCUUCUCUGGAUCUAGAUCAGGGCGUCUGCCAGUCGCACCUGGUGCUGGAGGAGCCGGCCUCCAUCGUGCAGCUGGACUACAGCCAGAAGGUGCUGCUGGUCUCCACGCUGCAGCGGAGCCUGCUGUUCUACACCGAGGAGCGCUCUGUCCAGCAGGUCGGGACACAGCCGAGGAAAAGCACUGGGAAGUUUGGUGCCUGCUUUAUACCAGGACUCUGUAAGCAAAGCGAUCUAACCUUGUAUGCGUCCCGGCCUGGGCUCCGGCUGUGGAAGGCCGACAUCCACGGGACUGUCCAGGCCACGUUUAUCUUAAAAGACGUCUUCGCCGGAGGAGUCAAGCCUUUCGAGCUUUACCCACGCCUGGACUCCGCCGAGCGGGGAGGGUGCAGCUCACCUGAGAAGCACCUGGGGCUUGUGUCAUGCUUCUUCCAAGAAGGCUGGGUGUUGAGUUGGAAUGAAUAUAGUAUUUACCUCCUGGAUACCGUCAACCAGGCCACAAUUGCUGGUUUGGAAGGAUCAGGUGAUAUCGUGUCUGUUUCCUGCACAGAAAAUGAAAUAUUUUUCUUAAAGGGAGACAGGAACAUUAUACGAAUUUCAAGCAGGCCUGAAGGACUAGCGUCAAUAGUAAAACCAGCCUCUUUACCAGUGCGGGACGGCCUGGAGACAUCGGCGUGCACAGAGCAAGUCCACGGGCCACGUGUGGAGAAGCCGCCGGCGGCCACGCCUUCCGAGACGAGGCUCCGGGGCUCUUCGGUGGCCAGCUCCGUGGCCAGCGAGCCCAGGAGCAGGAGCAGCUCGUUCAACUCCACGGACAGUGGCUCCGGGCCGCAGGCAGCCCCCGAGCUGAGCAGGGGCGGCCCGCUCACCUCAAAGAGAUUCAGCGUGAUCAGCUCGGAGGACUUCGACCAGGAACUAGUGGUGAAGCCUCUCAGAGUGAAAAAGAAGAAGAGGACGAAGAAGACAGUCGAAGGCGGGAGCAGCGCCACGGGCCCCAGCCCCCUUGAGCCGACCCCCGGCCGUGAGUGUCCUGGGGACAGCCCCCAGUCCGUGAGCACGGACCUGCCGUCUGCGGCCUCCAGCUUGGGCAGCAUCGUGGACCGGUCCAGCACAGGGUCUCCUGACCAGGAGAGCAGUGUCAGCAGGGAGGCCAGUGGUGUGCUGCCAGAGUAUAGCGACCCUGAGGCAUUCAGUGUCCUGGAGGUCCCCCUGCCCGCCCCCGACCUGCUGAACGGAGGAGCUGAGGGGAGAACUGAAAGCCCCCUGGGCGACGGUGAGGGCGGGACCGAGCCGCCCAGUGGGGCAGGGAGUUCCUCCUGGCGCCGGACGGAGUGUGCGGAGGACACUGAGGACAUCGUGGAGCUCGAGGAGGAGCCUCAGCCUGCGGACAGUGGGCCGGGCAGCACAGCAGAGGCCCGGGGGGACGGGGCCGUGCAGCCUGAUGGCCCCCCGGGUGCUUUCUCAGAAGCCUGCCUCCUGGACUCGGCGCCGGAGCCUUCCCACCUCAGCUGGGCCCCCAGUGCAGAGCAGCAGCUUCCGGGGGCCACGGCUGAUGAAGGCAGAGCUGAGGAGCCCCCCGAAGAGCAGGGCUUCCUGAUGCACAUGGGAGCCCCCCGCAACCUCAGCCCGAGUCCCUGGCGCACUCCUGACGCUAACACGGGCCAGACAGUGGUCGUCGCUUCCGAGCGUGACCUGGGUGGGGGAGGCCGACCACCUCCCUGGACCUUGGUCGCCAGCGCCCAGGAGCAGCCCCCACGGGACCAGGUGCUGACAUCCAGCGAUGAGGAGGACAUCUACGGCCACGGGCUGCCCUCUUCAUCCUCGGAGACGAGCGUGACGGAGCUAGGAGGGGGCCGCUCCCUGCAGGACCUGAGGCAGCUGGGCACGGACGACCCUGGGCUGCUCAAGGCCGAUCAGUUUGCAGAAAGCUGGAUGGGCUACUCUGGGCCCGGCCACGGCAUCCUCAGCUUGGCGGUCUCCGAGAAGUACCUCUGGUGCCUGGACUACAAAGGCGGCCUGUUCUGCAGCGCGUUGCCGGGCGCUGGGCUGCGCUGGCAGAAGUUCGAAGAUGCCGUCCAGCAGGUGGCAGUCUCGCCCUCAGGUGCCCUUCUUUGGAAGAUUGAACAGAAGUCUAACCGAGCCUUUGCGUGCGGAAAAGUGACCAUCAAGGGGAAGCGCCACUGGUACGAAGCUCUGCCCCAGGCGGUGUUUGUGGCCCUGAGCGACGACACGGCCUGGAUCAUCAGGACCAACGGGGACCUGUACCUGCAGACAGGUCUCAGCGUGGAUCGCCCCUGCGCCAGAGCCGUGAAGGUCGACUGUCCGUUCCCGCUGUCCCAGGUCACUGCCCGCAACAGCGUGGUGUGGGCGCUGACGGAGCAGCGAGCCCUCCUGUACCGGGAGGGGGUGAGCAGCUUCUGCCCCGAGGGGGAGCUCUGGAAGUGCGACAUCGUCAGUGAGCGGCAGGCUCUGGAGCCCGUCUGUGUGACUCUCGGGGACCAGCAGAGCCUGUGGGCUCUGGACAUCCGAGGAAACCUGUGGUUCCGGACUGGCAUCGUUUCCAAGAAGCCCCAAGGAGACGACGACCACUGGUGGCAGGUGAGCGUCACGGACUAUGUGGUGUUCGACCAGUGCAGCCUGUUCCAGACCGUCAUCCGCGCCACACACUCGGUGGCCACGGCGGCCCAGGCGCCCGUGGAGAAGGUGGCGGACAGGCUGCGCACAGCGUUCUGGUCCCAGCAGCUGCAGUGCCAGCCGAGCCUGCUGGGCGUCAACAACAGCGGCGUCUGGAUCUCCUCCGGCAAGAACGAAUUCCACGUCGCUCGAGGGAGUCUCAUCGGCACUUACUGGAAUCAUGUUGUUCCCCGGGGGACCGCCUCUGCCACAAAGUGGGCCUUUGUGUUGGCGUCCACUGCCCCCACCAAGGAAGGAAGCUCGCUGUGGCUGUGCCAGAGCAGCAAGGACCUGUGCCGCCUGAGUGCCCAGCACGCCCAGUCCCGCCCGUCCACCGUGCAGCUGCCCCCCGACGCCGAGAUGAGGGCCUACGCCGCCUGCCAAGAUGCCCUGUGGGCGCUGGACAGCCUUGGCCAGGUGUUCAUCAGGACACUGUCCGCCAGCUGCCCCACAGGCAUGCACUGGGCCCGGCUGGACCUCUCCCAGCUAGGAGCUGUGAAACUGACGAGCCUGGCCUGUGGAAACCAGCACGUCUGGGCCUGUGACUCCAGGGGUGGCGUUUACUUCCGCGUUGGCACCCAGCCGCUGAACCCCAGUCUGAUGCUUCCGGCCUGGAUAGCGAUUGAGCCGCCUGUCCAGCCUGCCGGGGUCACCUUGGUCAGCGUCCACUGCAGCCCCGACGACCAGAUGCUGUGGGCCCUGGACAGCAGGUGGAAUGUGCAUGUCCGAGCUGGGAUCACCGAGGAGAUGCCAGUGGGGACCGACUGGGAGCAUGUGCCAGGGCUGCAGGCCUGCCAGCUGGCCCUGAGUGCCAGGACCGUGUGGGCCCGGUGCCCCAACGGGGACCUCGCCCGCCGGUACGGCGUCACCGACAAGAACCCUGCCGGGGACUACUGGAAGAAGAUCCCUGGGAACGUGACGUGUGUUACAGUGACCGCGUCAGAUGAGCUGUGGGCAGUGGGCCCACCCGGCUACCUCCUCCAGCGGCUGACGAGGACGUUCAGCCACUCGCACGGGGCCCAGGGCAGCCACGCCGCCACCCCCCACCCUGAGGACCUGGAGGACGAAUGGGAGGUCAUCUGAAGGUGCCCCCGGGAGGGCAGACGCCGGGCCCCGAGUGGGGACACAGUCGGCUUCAUAGUCACUCGCCCCGGACACACCUCGCCAGCCCCCGUCAGACACGUCUAAGCCAGGUCGGACGGCCCACUUUGCUUUCAUCCGUGUUCGUCUGUGUCUCGUCCCAGAACCCACAGCCUCGGCCGAGGGUCCGAGCCGUCACGGCAGCAGCAGGGCCUCUGGACUCCUGCGGAGGCCGUCCCGGGUGGGGCCGGCGGCUGCUGCGGUUGCAAUAGUCCCCGCUGCGCCGCCGCCGCCGCCUCAGCACCGGCCGCCCCCAGCCCGGGUCAGCGCUGCCCGCUCCCGCCGGGGCCCCGCCGCCAUCAGGCGCCCUCACCUCCUCUCUGAGACGCGGUCCCGGCACUCGUUCCCCGCCGACGCGCCGGAUGGGGAGCCAGCUGUGCCGGGACGGGGCUACACGCACGCACACGGCACAUGCACACGCACACCGCCCCCCUCCACCCCCGACCCCGCCUUGGGGCCAGGCCCGCCCCGGCAGACACACAGCUCCGCUGGAACAAUAAAGGCCGGUGGGCGAACGAAACCCGCCGUGUGCGCGUGAAUCCCAGGCGGCGGAGCGGCCGCGGGGCCUGAGCCCCGCCGUGACGUAGGAACGUCUCAGUGACACUCAGCCCGCGCUGCUGGGGCAUCGCAGAAACUCGGGCACCCUCAGAGGGUGAACCUCCUAGUCAUGGCCUUUUCUGUUGUAUUACAAACCUACCUGAGAUACCUCAUCUGAAAUCCGAUCUUACAAGUUUGAAAUGUAUUUUCUGGACCCAGUGGAAGGUCUCUCGCCCCUUCACGUGGUCUGUCCUGAGCCCGCGCUGUUCUCCGCUGCGUGUCCUCCCGGGCGGGGCAGCCUCCGUCAGCAGGCAUCCACCUCGGGAGGGUAGAUGCCCUCACAGGGCCGCAGCUGGUGCCUGUGUGGUCCGUUGCUGCGUGUGGCCAUGUCAGACUUCAGUCCGUGGCCUCGCCCCACGGGGCCCACUCACGUCACCUGGCUCUGAGAGGCAGCCCCGCCGCCCGGCAGGAGUUCUGCUGAGCUGCUUUUUUUAGCCUGCCCUUGGCGUGGGGCCCUGUUACUCGAAGCCUAUUUUCUACUAGGCAAGUGUGUCCAAGAGCCCCUGGGCCACAGGUGAAAAGCAGUAAGAUGCGCUCUGUGACAGGACCCAGCCAGCCAGGAGGACGAGAAGCCGCAGUGCCCGCCUGCACCUCACCCCUCACCCCGACAGAGCGCUUCACGCGUUCCGACAGCGGAGGCCCCUGUCCCGCACCCGCUGUGCCUUGCCCAGCUCCUCUCCCCGCUUGGCAGAGCUCUGCUGAACCCGCGGGACUUCAGUGCAAUGAGCCCCCAUCUGGUUUGAUACUUUCCAGUGACUUGUAGCUUCAGUGCUUUGUACAGUUUCCUUUCUGGUUUCUCAGUUGUGCUUUGAGACAGUGCAAUAAACUUGACCUCUUCCCACCCCCACCCCAACCCAGUCCAGUCUGACGUCUGAAGGGGAAAAGCUGCCCUGAGUGGCACUCGUGCAGGCCGUUCCCGCCCAUGCCACCGGGACUCUGCUGCUGGUGUUCCCAGCCCAGCCCCCCCACCAGGAGGGUGUGCCCAGGGGUGGUCCUGGGGGAAUGUCACUCCAGAGGUGCCCCUGGGGGCAAGACCACAGGCCUAGUCUCCACCCACGACCCAAAACCAGAUACCAGAAGUGCCCUGGUGGAAACCAGCAUGUGGAGAAAGAUCGUGUUCACGACACAGCAGGACGGCCAGCCGCGUGCCAGCAAACAACCCGAAUGAGACACGUCAGAUUCGGUCAAGACCUGGCCAGGCUUUAUGGAAGACUUCUGUGAAAGCUUGACCGGGAAGGCGUGGCUGAUGUUGCCGAGGGAAAGCCACAGACACCAUGCAAAGACAUCAGUCCUCUCCAAGGCAUUUACGGCUUUCUCUCCAUUUGUCAAACUCCCCACUGGGGUUCUUUCUGUUGGGGGAGGCAGGGAAGACUCCAUAAAAUAACGUUUGUGCCCACAGAUGUGCUCCGAGGGUCUCCCAGCUCACUGGGGCUCCGGUGAGACCCAGCGAGGGGAAGUAAGUUGCUCAAGGCAGCAGAGCGCGCUGGGACUGGACCCAGCUCCAGGGGCUCCAGGCCUGUGCUGGGAAGAAACAGGUGAGCGGUGCUGAGUGAUGACGGGCCCGAAUGAAGCAGGCCGUGGGUGGGAGGGCAGUGACAUUAGCGGCCCAGCAAGGACCAACCAUGGGGAGUUAGCCAAAUGGAGGGGGGAGGCGACUGCGAGCUGGCAUGGACCUCAGCCUAACCGCUCCGGUGAAGCAGAUACCAAGUGGACGAGAGAACCUUAAAACUAGGGGGCAAAGGACAGUAACUGACUUCUGGAUGGCAAGUGCUUUCUAAACCCCAAAGCGGUGGGAAAAGUCAGAGGAAAAUAGUAUAUUAUUUCCUCAAUUGAUUUCCUCAAAUUAUAACGAUCUUGUACAUUUUAAAAAAUAAAUAAAAGGGGAAACAAUUGCAGCAAGUCAGAGGAACAGCUGAGAUGCACCUGUGGACAGAGGUGAAAGGGCACUGCCUUCUGAGCCCCCAGGGUGCACGUGGAGCUGGUAACAGCCUUACAGCCCUCACACCCUGAAAUCCCUACUUCUAGAAACCUGUCCUCAAGAACAAACCCUAAGUCAGGUGUACAGGGGCAGCAUCCGUAGUAAUUGUGAAACACUAAAAACAGCUGACCAACAGCAGCUGACAGUUGGGAACAUUCCUCUCGUGAAACAGUAUGCAGCUGUUAAAACCGUGUGCCCGGGAGGAAAUCUGUGCCGAGCAGUCUCUCAGGCAGUUUGACUGUAUCAUCGCUAAAUCUCUUGGGCGUGGUAAGGAGAACAUGGUUUUGUAGGACUUCGUACACAGAGAGGAAGAUGACACACGUGUUUGCGUUGCUCUCUUCUAACUUCUGGUGGGUUUGAAACCUUUCAUAGUAAUUCCAGGGGACACAGGCGGGGCAGACACUACACACGCAGCUGGCCUUGGUGGCUGGUGGUCGCCUGUAGUGUGUACCUUUUUGUAUCUUUUGAAUUUGAGCCAUGUAAAUGUAUUAUUUAUUCCAAAAAUAAAUAAAAUUUACAUUUUAAAGA
Molecule: messenger RNA, 9487 nt
Organism: Bubalus bubalis (water buffalo)
Lineage: Eukaryota; Metazoa; Chordata; Mammalia; Artiodactyla; Bovidae
Gene: TECPR2
Product: tectonin beta-propeller repeat containing 2
Exons: 19
Coding region: 2317-6327 (1336 amino acids)
Molecular function (GO): protein binding
Source: RefSeq, a predicted model, not a curated record